CUUCUGAUAGUACCCAUGCUAACCGUUUUUUUUUCGAUCAAAGAUCAAGAUUGCGAUAUUAAAGUUCGCCGUAGCCAUUUUUUUUCGAAUUUUUGGUUGCAGAGCUCGCACAAAAGUACGGAAAGUGUUACUGAAUCAAUUAGGGAGCCUGUGGUCGUGCAACUCUAUAGAUUUUAGGGAUUGCUCUAGCAGGCAGUGUAUCAGUAUCUUUCGACGACCUUGAAGUCAUCAAGCUAUAAUUAUUCCGUGGUGCACGUGCAUAAGUACGACCUGCACUACAGAAUCUGAUCUCUUCACAGGGAACUUUUACCCUGCAGUUUUAACUUUAGCAUUCACCUCUAACACCUCUAUGACCAAAUCUAGUUGAAGUUUCGUCGGCUGCACUUUCCUGCCUUGGGAACAAGCACACUAAGUAGCGGAGGAGACGAUUACGCAAAGAACGACUACACUGUGGCUAUUCGGGUGGCAAACUCUGAACUGAGUUUUCCUUUUCUGCAAGCGAGGUAGAGAUGAAACGUUUUAUUUUCAUUUCCAUCAAUGUGAUAAACAUAAAUGCUUUCUACAAUUGCCGUCCUGAUGCCUGAUUUGCCUGCAUAACGGUUGCCGUCUGUAGUUCAUCGGCAAUAAUCAAACUGCAGGUACACACUUCAGAUUUCCCGAAUCGCUACAAGCAACCGGAAUGUCUUUUUCGAAAGCGAUCCCGAAAUUCGGGGCGAUCCCGAAAUCGGCCGGGAUCAAUGCGGCGGUAAAAACGAACGAGCUUUUGAACGCCGCCCCCUCCCAACCCGACAUCACGGGCGCCUGGGGCUACGACGAGAAUGCGCCGAUCAACACCGAGAUAAAGAUCGGGUACCGCGGCGUCGCCUACACGUUACCGAAAAAGAAAAAUUAUCAAGACGGUACUAGUGCGAACGAUAAUACCAGUCCGAAGAAGGAGGAUCAUGAUGCGCAAGAACCACCCCAGCCGGAACAACCCGGUCCUUCGGGGGAGCAAGCUGGCGAACAGGGCGAGGGGCAGUCCCCGGUGGCAGUAGGCGCCGACGGGGGUGCGGACGCGGAAUCUCCGAAUGGUGCGAAUGCCGCCGUGGUUCCCCCGGCGCAACUAUCAAAUGCAAAUGUGUCUGGGUCUGGGAGGAUGCGAGGUUUGCCAUGCUUGUCUGGCAUGACUGAAGAGUUUGUGAUGCGUGCCCCAGAAGAGACCCUUUUGCUUCUUACGCAAAAACGUUGUUUGUCAUGCGGAAAGCGUAACACUAAGCAGCGCAGAUAUUUCUCAUGCUUGGCUGUGCAUUACAGAGCACUGACUAUUCCCAACCCAGCAUUACAAGUUUCCAGACCCAGACAUAUUUGCAGUUGAUAGCAACCGGCGACCGACAACAGUUUCGCGGGGCGGUUCGGCGCCGCGCGCUUCCUGCAGCCGUUGCCCAGUGCGGGAAGCAUUCCGCCACCGGGUGCGUCGUCGGGCACUGCUGCGAUUCCCGGCUUGGGGAUCAAGCCGGCGGGACAGGGGUUGGGACCCCCGGCGGUGGAAAUGGACCACUGGAAUCACCUGUACAACGACGAUUUCCGGCCCGAGAUGAAGGGAAAGAAGGGCAAGGGCAAGAAGGGGAAAAAGGACGGCGACAAGUCCUGGGUGCCCUUUCACGAACAGGAUCAUCAAGACGGGUCGUGGGUCUGGGUCGGCGGCCUCCCGCACGCGGUCACGGACGAGCAGCUGUGGACGUUGUUCAACACGGUUGGGGAAGUGACGGAAGUGGAUGUGAAGCGCAACCGCGCCCCGCGGGACCCCACGUGGACCAACAACCCGCCCUACGCUUUCGUCAAGUUCGCCACGAAAGAGGAGGCGGAGUGUGCGAUUACGGAGUUGAGCGGCGAUACCUCCCUGGGAAACGAGAUCAAAGUCAACCCCUCCGUAGCCUCGGCAAACAUAGUAUCGUAUCCGUAGACCACUAUUUGUACUAAAGCGAGGAUCAUGAUGCAGUAGUUUGUUGUGCUGUGCAACGUGUGAGUAAAAGUUCGUGUACGACACAAGUAGUGUGGUCGUUUCAAAGAAAUCGGAAGAUCAGCAUCAUCCUCACAGCCCUGUCGUGAAGAUGUGAAAAUUCACACAAGAAAAACCACGUAUACGAUACCACCACCCAAAUUUUCGCAAUUCAUAGGCCGCCCACGGAAAGCUGGAGACCAAGAACGAUUUCUCCACUGUGAAGGGCGCAGGGAAAGAAGGAAAGGCGCACUUCCGGAAGGGCGCGGGGGCGCUGUUUGUCUGGAACAGCGGCCGGAGCGGGUACGACGAGCAGACUGCGACGGUGAAUACGAACUCUCGGGACAAGGUGAGAAGCAUCGCGGACCUCGGUCGGGACAUCGGCACGCGGGACAAGGUAUCCUGUGCAAAAGUAUCGUACUCGUAGUAAUUGCGUUUAUGCAUGAUUAAUAUCUUUCUCAGGGUGAAUCAGCAUCACAAAUUUAAUUUGUAAUGCUGGGCUAAUUUGUAAUGCAAUUUAUACUACUUUUGCAAUGCAUACAAGGAUGGCGGAGGCAGGUUGGAUAAAGACCGGAGCCGGGACCGGCGGGACCGCGACCGUGACCGCGACCGUGACUACGGUCGGGACCGCGACCGCGAUCGCCGCGGCGGCGGUGACCGAGACCGAUACCGGGACGACAAAUACGGCCGCGGCCGGGACCGGUCGCGCGAUCGCGACCGGGGUGCAGCUGCUCGAAAGGCCGACUCGCGGGGGAGAAAGGACGACAAGAGGAAGCCGACUGUAGUAUCCAAGGCCGCGGGGGGUGACGCCUCCGACAGCGGCUCCGAAGUGAUCAUUGCCCGCCCGGGGGCCGCCGCCGCGGCAGCCGCCGCUACGAAGUUCGAGAAAAACGAGUGGGGCGGUGAGAAGGAGGAUAAUAAGAUGGAUGUGGAAGACGGAAACGAAGAAAAUAAACCCGCUGCGGGUGGUGCUGGUGCUCCUACAACCGAAGCUGAUGGUGAUGCUGCGAUGAAAGAUGUUGGAGAUGAAGAUGGCGGCGCUGCGGGUCCUCCUGGUCCUCCUCCUCCUGCCGCCGGCGCAUCCGGUCCGAAGGAACAAGAAGAAACCGAUAGUAACGAGAAGCAGGAGAAAAAUCUCGACGAGGCGGCGAUGGCCGUUGCGGCUUUGAUGGCAGCCCGCGAUAACAAGAAGGAUCAGUCGAAAGACUAUAGCGAAGAACAGCAGGUAAAGGUAUCGGAUAAAAAACCAGCAGCUUCUUCCGCUGAAAAAGUUGUAGACAAAUUUGAUGAUAAGAAAGCUCCUCGUGAUCGUUCGCGGUCCCGCGAUCGGAAGCAAGACAUGAUGAAGAAGGACGAUUCCCGCGGGCGCGAUGCGGGUAAGAUGAAACCAGCGGCUAAGAGGGACGAUUCCCGCGGGCGUAAUGCAGCGAAGAAUAAACCAGCGGCCAAGAAAGGCGAUUCGCGUGGGCGCGGCGGUGCAAAAGUACCCGCGAGGAAGGAAGACAAAGACUCCCGCGAGCGUCGCGGUGGACCGGCUUCUAAGCCUGCUCCAAAAAAGAACGAUUCCCGUGGACGCACGACCGCCCCGAAAGAACCGGCUCCUACUUCCAAAAAGAACAAUUCUCGCGCACGGUACACCGCGAAAAUUCCCGUCAAGAAGGACGAUUCUCGCGGACGCGCGCCUGCUGCGGCCAAAGCGAAGAAAGAUUCCCGCGGACGCGGUGCUGCACUUCCUAGCAAAUCCAUGGCGAACGGAAAUCGUGCCGACAGCUAUCGUGCGGAAAGCUACAACAAAACUAGCACGGUGAACAAUAAACGCACGGACAGUAAAGCCCGCGCAGCUCCUGCUGCUUCUACCCGGAAUGCGCUGGACGUUGAUAGCAAGUACAAAAAACGAGACGACGACUACAAGAAGUCUUCCCGGCGCGGUGACUAUGAUUACAAAGACGACUACAGCAAAAAACCAACAACUCGGGGUUCGGAUCGGGAUAAAGAUUUUUACGAUGAUUACAAGAAAGACGAUUACAACAAAAAAUCAGCUCGCGGCACAACUACCGGCAGGGGUGAUUCCAAGCCGAAGCGUCUGGCGGAUGAUGACUACGACAAACCGCGGGGGGGUGGACGUGGUGACCACUACGAUGACUACAAGAAGUCGGAUGAUAAGUACACAUCGACCAAGAACAAGCGCGAUGACGACUACAAGGGACGGGGAGGUGAUUCGGGAUACAACGAUAAGUACAACGAUUCUAAGUACGAUUCCAAGUACGAUUCGAAGUACAACGACUCCAAGUACACCGGUUCCAAGUACAACGAUUCGAAGCAUGAUUCGAAAUACGACGACCGGGAACGGGCCCGGGACACGACCCGCACGCGGUAUCGCGACAGCUACGAGGGAAAUCACCGGGCCGAGGAAGCCGACCGUUAUGAUACCAGGAACUGCAGAUAGCAGUGAUGAACCACAUUGUAUCCGUAGCACUUUUAACUACCUGAAAAUUAAUAAACCACGUAAGUGUAUAAGACUAAAAACGCUUUAGAAUUACCCCUCCCACACAAAUAACAUAACUACCCAGCCCAUGCCUUGCUUAUGAACGCAAGAAGAUCUAAAAUUUGAAGCUGCGCCGCCUGCUGCUCGCCCCAGUUGUGUAGAUAGACAACUUUUUUGAAAGUGUAACUACGAAUUGGAAAUGAAUCAUAAUGAGGAACAGCCGUUUUAUACUUUAACCUGAACAGAAAUAUAAGGUUUUCAACACGCCCCUGUCGUAAGUACUAGCAGUCUUUAGUUUCCUCGUUUUGCUUUUGUGUACGAGGAAGAUGUGUCAUAGAAGAGGUAGAGAUACGAGUCAGGUCGGUAGAGAACCCUUUCCCUUCGGUCGCGGGCAUGCUGUGUUGACAAAACAAAGACCAUACUCCAGAGCUGCAGCUCUUGCUCUAACUCUGGAUUAUCUUCCGCUUAAUAUUGCAUGUGGUUCACCAUCGUGUAAGUUUAAGUAGCCAUUCGCUCCGUGUUGGCACGACGGGAAAAGGCAAGAACACGACGGUCAAGGUCCAGGUCGACAACCUGCCGGCGGACAUGAGUGACGGCGAGUUGCGCAUGCUGGGAGAGAAGGUGAUGGUGAGUCCGGAAAAGCUAUGCUCUGCAAAAGUAUCGUACUCGUAUAGUAGUACUACAUUGCGGUGAUGCAUGACAAAUGCCUUCUCCAAUCUGAAUCAGCAUUACAAGUUUCUUGUUGCCGAAAUUUGUGAUGCUAUCUAUGCUACAACUACUACUACGAUGCUACUUUUGCAAUGCAUAAAAGCUGGUCUCCACGGAAAUUUUCCCCGACGACGAAAACGACGACGUAACCUGCGGGUUGCUGAUGAUCGCGGACGAGGCCGCUGCGGCGGAGGUGGUGCGCCGCAUGAACGGAAAACGAUUCCCGAAGUCGACGGACUCCGGAUCCGAGCAGAAGCGGUUGCGGGUGUAUUUUCCGAAAGCGUGACGAGGAGGGUCUGGAAGGCGAAAGAUCAUGGUGCUUAGAAGAUGAUCUGCCAGGGCAAGCAAUAGGAUUCGGAUUGAAACGAUGACUAGAAACACUUCUUGGACAACUUCUCUUCGAUAUAAACGAAGUAGAUUUUGUGGUUAUUAGACAACAGCGACAGCCAGACCUACAACCGGGGCUGCACACCACCAAAAGCUGCCCUUAGGUCUUUCCUUAUGGAAGAUGAUUUUCAAAAUUCACAUUGCGAUCGAAGGAGAAACAGAUGACUUUUUGAAGAAGAGCAACGUUUUGCUAUACAACAGCGACACUUCUUUUUCAUUCUUUGUACCCGCGUCUGGGAAUACAGCAGGCUAGAGUUGCACACGCUGGAUUUUAGUACCCCUUUCGGAAAAUAAAGUCAAACAACUGGAUGAGACUUCUAAUAGACUUCUAGCGAGUUGUCCUUAGUAGCUGUAGACCGAAAUUACGGAUUUGAGUUAAUUUCCGGAAGAUGCAUUUACUUAGCCGACAACCAGAGUCAGAAGCUUGGACAAAGGAGUAUCAAUUAUACAUUUCAACCACUUGUCCUCUCAGGUACCGG
Amoebophrya sp. A120 is the source of this 6037-nucleotide messenger RNA. Lineage: Eukaryota; Dinophyceae; Syndiniales; Amoebophryaceae. The record is from the annotation of a GenBank genome assembly.